GCGCUGCCGUCAGUCGAAAAACACAAAGCAAAAGAAGAAGAAGAAAUUGCGUUUGCAAGCAUUUUCUCGCAUGUUUUCCGCAAAAAUCACUUUUUUACAUGAUAAAUUUCUGUAUUUUAGUGCAAAAUAGUGACAAUGGAUGAAAAUAGUGGUGAUGAACCAUUGCCAAAUGGCUCCAAUUAUCACGUUAAACGCCCCGACGGCACUUGGCAUGCCGCCCAGAUAAUUCAAUCCCGGCUCAUUGAGUCCAACAACUACGAAUACUACAUUCACUACGAUGGACUGAAUAGGCGAUUGGAUCAGUGGGUGAAGCGGAAUAGGAUAAUUUGUAGUCCACCAUCGGAAGCUCAGAAAAAUAGCCACAAAGUUGAAUCGUCAUUUUUGGGGAAAUUCAACAAAUUGGAUCCUCAAUCUCCUUUGGCAGAAGUCGUAACGCCGAGCAAUGUUGUUGGGACCGGAGAGAAUGACAGGACAAUCACGAGGAAUCAGAAACGACGUCACGAUGAGAUUAAUCAUGUGCAGAAGACGUAUGAAGAGAUGGAUCCAACAACAGCUGCCCUGGAGAAGGAACAUGAGGCCAUAACCAAAGUCAAGUACAUCGACAAAUUGAGGAUUGGUCGAUACGAAAUAGACACCUGGUACUUCUCACCAUAUCCCGAGGAGUAUGGUAAAGUGAGCAAACUCUAUGUCUGCGAAUACUGCCUCAUCUACAUGCGCUAUGCCCUUCAGUACAAGGCUCACAAGGAGAAGUGCAAGAAGAGACAACCUCCAGGAGCUGAAAUCUAUCGCAAAGGGACAAUUUCAAUCUUUGAGAUUGACGGAAAAGAUCACGUACUGUACUGUCAGACUCUCUGUCUCCUGGCCAAACUCUUCCUGGACCACAAGACACUCUACUUCGACGUUGAACCCUUCUAUUUCUACGUCCUGUGCGAAAUUGACCGACAGGGAGCACAUAUCGUGGGGUAUUUUUCAAAGGAAAAGGAAUCUCCGGAGAACAAUAAUGUAGCCUGCAUCUUGAUCCUGCCGCCAUAUCAGAGAAAGGGAUAUGGAAAACUUCUCAUUGCCUUCAGUUAUGAAUUAUCUCGGCGUGAGGGCAUCAUUGGGAGUCCGGAAAAGCCUCUGUCAGAUCUCGGUAGGCUAAGCUAUCGCAGUUAUUGGGCCUAUACGCUCCUGGAGCUCAUGAGAGAGUGCAGGACAACAACACAGUCCGUCAAGGAACUCAGUGAACUUAGUGGGAUAACUCAGGAGGAUAUCAUAGCUACACUCCAGUCAAUGAAGAUGGUCAAGUACUGGAAGGGACAACAUGUUGUUUGUGUGACGCCAAAAACCGUCAAUGAACAUUUGCAAUUGCCGCAAUUUAAGAAGCCCAAACUAAUGGUUGAUCCACUCUGUUUGCGUUGGAUUCCACACAAGAGGAAUACACAGAAAAAGAAGAUUUAAUUGAAGGACACCCAGGAGAGAUUUUUUGAAGAUUCCAGAGGAUUACAGACAGUUUUAUUGUGAGAAAGAGAUUCAAUAAAGAGUGUUACUAAGGCGAAAAA
Phlebotomus papatasi is the source of this 1541-nucleotide messenger RNA. RefSeq names its product histone acetyltransferase KAT8-like. NCBI's taxonomy places the organism in Eukaryota, Metazoa, Arthropoda, Insecta, Diptera, Psychodidae. Gene Ontology annotation, biological process: regulation of DNA-templated transcription. The transcript has 3 exons. The record is from RefSeq and is a predicted model, not a curated record. Gene Ontology annotation, molecular function: histone acetyltransferase activity. The coding region runs from base 136 to 1440 and encodes 434 amino acids.